Helianthus annuus (common sunflower) is the source of this 714-nucleotide messenger RNA. RefSeq lists its product as uncharacterized. The transcript is spliced from 2 exons. The record is from RefSeq and is a predicted model, not a curated record. The coding region runs from base 38 to 529 and encodes 163 amino acids. Lineage: Eukaryota; Viridiplantae; Streptophyta; Magnoliopsida; Asterales; Asteraceae.
CGGUGAUCCCUCCGCCGCAUACGGUGGUUCAGUUUCCAUGGCGAACUCCAAAAACCCGCUUCCGAUUCUCUUCAAGAACAGCUCGUGGACCGCAGACAUCCACCGCGACAUAGAAUGGGAGAAAAUGAAGCUCAAACAAAGACGAAGGAACUUGCACCGCCGCAGCAUGAGUGCGGAUGCUGCGUCGGAGUUUGAUGUCACUGAUGAUGAUAUCAACGAGCUUCGAGCUUGCUUUGAGCUCGGGUUUGGGUUGGAUCCGGCAAUUGAAUUGGAUCCGAAGCUUAAACGGGCUUUUCCUGCACUUGAAUUGUACGUUGCUGUUAAUCGCCAGUUUAACGGUAGAGAUCUUUCGAGGUCGUCAUCGAUUGAUUCUGAUUGUUCAUCGAGCUCUGGCGUGUCUUCGCGCCUCAUUGUUGAUCCAAGUGAUAAUCCGAAAAUGGUGAAGAUGAGAUUAAAGAGAUGGGCACAGGUGGUUGCUUGUUCGGUUCAUGAAGCUUUCACACAACCAACAAUUGAAUUUGCAGAAUGAAUGUGUGUGAAGAAUGUGUUUGUAUGUGUGAACUUUGAAGGGUGUGUUUGUGUAUGGUUGUGAGAAAGGAAGAAUCAUCCUUUUCUUUAUUUAAUGAAGAGUGUGUUUGUGUGUGUGUUUUCUAUGGUUGUGAGAAAGGAAGAAUCAUCCUUAGAUUCUGUAUUUUAAUGUAAUUAUAUUGUUAU